GUGUUUGCACCGUAUUAUUCGUUUCUAGAGGUUUCAACUGGUUCCUUAAACCCUAAAGUCUUUUCACCGCCAUUUUUGGGAAUCGCAGAAUCCAAUAGUUGAUUCAAUGGCGUUCGCUUCCAGUUUUCGUCGCGUUCUCAGCUCUGGCUCUUCUAUUCUCCAAUCUCAACUUGCGACCACUCGUUUCAAUUCAACUCUAACCAGCCCUAAACUCUUCGUCAGUGGUUUAUCAAGACUUACAACUGAUGAAAAACUUAAGGAGGCAUUUUCUUCAUUUGGCCAGCUUGUUGAUGCAAAAGUUAUAACAGACAGAGUGUCUGGAAGAUCAAAGGGGUUUGGUUUUGUUACCUAUACGACCAUAGAGGAAGCUGAGCAGGCAAGAGAAGGAAUGAACGCAAAGUUCUUGGAUGGAUGGGUUAUUUUUGUUGACCCUGCCAAACCAAGGGAGGUGAGACCACCUCCUCCUCGUCAACCAGAAUCGCAACCCUCUGAGACAGGUUUCAGAGUAAACAAGACUAUUGGAUGGUCUGGAUGAUUUUAGGUGGUUGAUGGUACUCAUCAAACUAGAGGACUUUUGACAGAAUGCACUCAGCUACAAUCUCUAAACAUAAAAUCUUGUAUUCAUGGACAUGAGGGAUAUUUGGACAAAACUUUUGUUGGAUUGGUGGUCAUAAUUUAUUUAUGGUUUAUCAAUUGAUUCGUUUUGGAUGA
Molecule: messenger RNA, 711 nt
Organism: Mangifera indica (mango)
Lineage: Eukaryota; Viridiplantae; Streptophyta; Magnoliopsida; Sapindales; Anacardiaceae
Product: organelle RRM domain-containing protein 2, mitochondrial
Exons: 3
Coding region: 107-535 (142 amino acids)
Molecular function (GO): RNA binding
Source: RefSeq, a predicted model, not a curated record